Chlorella variabilis is the source of this 654-nucleotide messenger RNA. RefSeq lists its product as hypothetical. The transcript is spliced from 5 exons. The record is from RefSeq and is a predicted model, not a curated record. Lineage: Eukaryota; Viridiplantae; Chlorophyta; Trebouxiophyceae; Chlorellales; Chlorellaceae. The coding region runs from base 1 to 654 and encodes 217 amino acids.
AUGUCUCACAAGGUGGCUCCCCUUGCCGACUGCACCUCCCUCUGGACCUACCCGCUUGAGAGCGACGGCUGGUUCCGCGCCCACAACGCUCUGCGGGCCGACAUGGAUGCCCUGGCCAGCAUGCUGCAGUCCUUCGAGCAGCAGCUGGACGCCGGCACGGCGAUCAGCCGCUCCCAGGCCGCAGCCGCCACCCGCUUUGUGCAGUGCUUCCUCAAGUUCCUGCACCACCACCACCACAACGAGGAUGACAUCGCCACGCCCUACCUGGCCACCCGCUGCACGGUGCCGGAGAAGAUUGCGGCAGACCACACACAGCUGGAGGCGCUGCUGGAGCGCUUUGAGGCGGCCACCAAGGCGCUGCUGGCUGACAGCGCCCUCGUGCGCAGCGCCCUGGUGAUUGUGCAGCGCAAGGAGCUUGCGCACCUGAAGGAGAUUGAGCGCAACGUGGUGCAAAAGUCCAUGGGAGCCAUGGAGGGCGAGGGCGUGGGCCCCUCCCUGCCCCCCAUGACCAAGGCAGAGCGCCGCGCGUUUGCCCCCCAGGAGGGCAUCCCUUUCUUCAUCCGCUGGAUCCUGUUCCGCCACGCCGCCAAGUACGAGCGCAACGUGUGGCAGCCCUUCCAGCGGGAGUGCCUGGCGGCGGUGGCGGCGCAGUGA